AUGACCGGUACCAUGGACACCCUCGACGAGAAGUCCAACGGCCCACCCCCGAUGGAGAUUGACGAAGUUGUUUCUGUCAGAGAUCACGAUGCUUUCGCAGCAAAACACAUGCCCGACCUGGGACACGACGUCAAAGACUUCCAGGUCUUCACCUGGCACCUGACAAAUUGGAAGAAAUUAGACAAGAAGCUAACCAGUGCGGAGUUUGAGUGUGGCGGACACAAAUGGCGUAUACUACUAUUUCCUUUCGGAAACUCCAAUGCACCUCCAAACGACACAGUUUCCGUUUACCUCGACUAUGCAGAGCCCAAGAAGGCUCCAGAAGGCUGGCAUGCUUGCGCUCAAUUCGCUCUCGUGAUCUCAAAUCCCCACGAUCCAACGAUUUACACCGUCAGCCAUGCUCAGCAUCGUUUUAUCGCUGAGGAAUCCGACUGGGGGUUCACUCGUUUUAGCGAAUUGCGCAAGCUAUUUCAUGCUCAGGACAACCAUGGCCGGGCAACUAUCGAAGAUGACUCGGCCGAUAUCACUGUCUAUGUCAGAGUCCUCGAAGAUCCGACUGGUGUUUUGUGGCACAAUUUUGUCAAUUAUGACUCAAAGAAGGAGACGGGCUUUGUCGGGCUAAAAAACCAAGGCGCCACUUGCUACAUGAACUCACUCCUACAAUCCUUCUUUUGCACCCAUUAUUUCAGACGAGCGGUUUACCAAAUCCCGACUGAAGCAGAUAUACCAACGGAAAGCGUUGCUCUGGCGCUGCAACGCGUCUUUUAUCACCUCCAAACCUCCGACCAGCCUGUUGGUACCACGGAGCUCACCAAGUCCUUCGGUUGGAAAUCUCUCGACUCUUUCCUUCAGCACGAUGUGCAGGAGUUUAAUCGCGUUCUGCAAGAUAAAUUGGAAUCCAAAAUGAAGGGGACGAAAGCAGAAGGCGCGAUUGCGAAACUCUUUGUGGGCAAGAUGAAGAGUUAUAUCAAAUGCGUCAACGUAGACUACGAGUCAUCGAGGAUCGAGGAGUUCAAUGACAUCCAACUCAACGUCAAGGGCAUGAAGAACUUGUACGAAUCCUUCAAGGACUAUGUGGCCGUUGAAAUGCUUGAUGGAGAGAACAAGUAUCAAGCAGAGGGCUUUGGUCUGCAAGAUGCCAAGAAAGGAAUCAUCUUCCAGUCAUUCCCUCCCGUCCUCCAUCUACAGCUGAAACGCUUCGAGUACGAUAUGCAGCGCGAUGCCAUGGUCAAAGUCAACGACCGUCACGAAUUCCCUUUCGAAAUCGAUCUGGACGAAUUUUUGGAUGAGACUGCCGACCGCUCGCAACCGUGGGUAUACAAACUCCACGGAGUCCUCGUUCACUCGGGUGACCUUCACGGUGGUCAUUACUUUGCCCUCAUCAAGCCUGACAAAAAAACUCGUUGGCUCAAAUAUGACGAUGACAGGGUAACACCGGUUACGGACAAGGAGGUGUUGGAGGAGAAUUAUGGGGGCGAGCCUAUGGGUCUACCUCCCGCAGUUCAACGUAAUCAAGUUCGGGCAUUGAAGCGCUUUACCAACGCUUACAUGUUGGUAUACAUCAGAGAAUGCGCAAGGGACGAGCUUCUUGCUCCAUUCACGGAGGAAGAUACGCCUCCUCAUCUGAAACGCAGACUCGACGAAGAGCGGAUGCAAAUAGAAGCUAAAAAGCGGGAACGAGAGGAGCAACAUCUAUUCCUCACCGCCAAGGUUAUCACCGAUGAGACCUUUGCAAGGCAUGAAGGUUUCGACCUCGCAACCUUCGACGAGAAGAAUUGGCCGCCUUCUGAAUUGCCCAGUUUCCGUGUUUUGAAACAGGAAACCUACAGUACUUUCAAGAGCAGGGUUGCUCAACACUUUGGCUACCCUGAGAAUCAGAUCCGAUUAUGGGUUCUUGUCAAUCGACAAAACAAGACUGUUCGACCAGAUACGCCCAUUCCCGAGAAUGAACCAACGCUGACUGUCGAAGUCAUUCGCAACAAUAUGGCGGCUCGACAAAAUGACUUGAGACUAUACCUCGACAUCAUUCCUGACCCUGCAAAGCCUGACCCCCCUCCACAAUCAAUCAUGAUAUUCCUGAAGCAUUUCGACACGUCCAAGCAGACUCUGCUAGGUGCUGGCAAAGUCUACGUCUCAAGGACGAGCAAAGUCGGAGAGCUAAUGAAUAUCAUCAACGAGAGAAUGCGAUGGACGCCAGGCACUCCAUUGAAGCUCUACGAGGAAAUCAAACCUGGAAUGAUCGAACUCAUGAAGCCAAAGCUUUCCUUUGCUCAGAGUGAAAUCCAAGACGGCGAUGUUAUCUGUUUCCAAGUUGAUUUGUCAGACAAAGACACUCACGACCAAGACAAUCCGAGCUUCCACCCGAACCCCAUUCAUUACUACGAUUUCCUGCAGAAUCGUGUCAUGAUCGUGUUCAGACCCAAGUUCGACGAUGGCGAACACGAUCGGGAGCGGUCAGAAUUCCACUUGGUACUCAGCAAGAAACAAAACUACGAUAUUAUGUCGACGAAAGCUGGAGAAUACCUGCGCCACGACCCCAUCAAACUCCGUUUCACUACCACGCACGCGACUAAUGGGACAGCGAAAGCAGUACUCAAGCGCUCUUUGAAUCAGAGCAUUGCUGAAAUCAUGGCGCCUAACUACAUUAGCCCGACGACAACUGUCAUCCUUUACGAGAAGUUGGAUGUCAGUAUCGUCGAAUUGGAGACGAAACGCAGUCUCAAGGUCGUCUGGACUGGCAUCCACAACAAGGAGGAAGCCACACAUCCCUUCUUGUUGCCCAAGACCAGCAUCAUCAGCGAUCUCGCUGAACAUUUGGCCAAGCUUGUGACUCUGUCCUCAAGCGGCUCCCAGAAGAUCCGCAUCUUUGAGAUUUCCAAGGAUGGGAAGACUCAGAAGGAGUUCACUGGGAAUGAAAUGAUAGGCAACAUUCCAGAGCCUGUAGAGCUCUAUGCGGAGGAGGUUCCUAUCGAGGAACUGGAGGCCGACGAUAUGGACAAAGUCAUCGGUGUUUUCCACUUCACGAAGGAGCUUUCGCGGACACACGGCGUGCCGUUCAAAUUCGUCGUCAAACGGGGAGAGAAGUUCUCGGAGACAAAGAAACGGUUACAAGAGCGAAUCGGUGCUUCUGACAAAGAGUUCACCAAGUUCCGAUUCGCGAUCAUCCAAGUUUCGACGUUCAAACAACCGUCUUACAUUGAGGAUGAUGACACGAUAUAUGACCACCAGUUCGCUCCUGAGGAUGUGCUGGGGUUGGAUCAUCCUGACAAAUCAGGCAAGACACGGAUUGGUGCGGGUGGGGCAAGCCUCACGAUCCGAGGCUGA
Molecule: messenger RNA, 3324 nt
Organism: Mycena indigotica
Lineage: Eukaryota; Fungi; Basidiomycota; Agaricomycetes; Agaricales; Mycenaceae
Exons: 20
Coding region: 1-3324 (1107 amino acids)
Biological process (GO): regulation of protein stability; protein deubiquitination
Cellular component (GO): cytosol; nucleus
Molecular function (GO): protein binding; cysteine-type endopeptidase activity; cysteine-type deubiquitinase activity
Source: RefSeq, a predicted model, not a curated record